CUCUCUCUCUCUCUCUCUCUCUCUCUCUCCAUUUUUCUAAUAAUGAAUGCCAACAGAGAGGAGUCGACAGAGGCAGGAGGCAGUCCAGCUCAAAAUUUCCCCAUUUCCGCAACCGUUACUUGGUCCCCGCAUCAACUGCGGGCGAACACUAGAUGCUCAUUUAGAUUUGCUCGCCAAACUCGCUUCACCGACGCGAAUCCUGACUACCCCUUCGCCCGAUCCGGAGAGAGCGACGCCGGCGGCCUGCUUUCUUGCAGUUUCUGCGAUGCAGUUGACAUACAGAUGUCUGCCGAACGUGUGGUGGACUUCCUUUAGUUGAGGGAGACGGGGAGUAUGAUCAUGGAGCACUCUCAGGUGACUACAACGGGAAACCAGCGCAAAAAUUCAAGUUCAAGUAGGAACUCCCUGGUAGCAGCUGUCAAUAACGGGAAAAAUAUUAGCAAGAGAAAUCCAAAAGCAGGAUCACAGAAUGCUCCUUGGGAUAUCUUUUCUCUAAGCCAUAGUCGGAGUGGUGGUAGAGGUGCAGUUGGCCAUGUUGGCUUGUUUUUGCUCAAAGUUGCGGCAUUGGAGGCUGUACGAAGGGUCUCAAGGUCCAAGUGUCCUCCUGUAUGGCGUGGUGUUCAGGCAUUGCAGUUUCUUUGCUAUCCACCAUUCAAGUGGAUUCAGAGAUGGGCACCGUUCAAGGGUUUGGUUCAAGGCGUGCAGAUGAUAUCAAGACCACUGCUGGUCCUUUCAGUUGCAACAGCAUUGUCUGAAGAAUUAAGUAGCUGUAAUGAACCUGAGGAUAAUAAUGAUGGUUCUCAUGCAUAUCUGGAAGCAUCUCCAGAGCCACCUUCUAGUCAUUCAGCGCCUGAUGCAAGGUACAUGGCUGAGAGCUAUCAAGAUUUUGAUAGCAAUGCACUCAUUGUAGCACCAGAAAAUUGGAUGUUGGAACUAUACAGAGAGCUAGAAAUUCAAGGGAUCACAUUGCCAGAAAGAAUAAAUGAAGAUGAGAUACGCAGAUUUUAUACUGCAUCAGAUGGAGACUUCCAGAGCUUUUUGUUAUCAAUUAAGAAAACAAUACGCUGGAGAGAAACUUACAGAAUUCUUUCAGAACAUGAGCUUCAAACGUGGUCAAAUGUGGUGUUCUGGCAUGGAUAUGACCUGGAGAAUCAACCUUGCCUUAUUGUACGGCUUGGACUAGCUUGCACAAACUUGCAAAGCCAGGAUAGGCCUCGAUUUGUUCAAGCAGUCAUAUCUCAGGUAGAACAUGGAAUCCUUCAUUUGGUCAACAAAGAUAGUCCUCAAGUUAUGGUUAUUGUGGAUUGUGCUGGGAUAACUCCUCUGCGAAUUCCCAUGCAAAUGGUGAGAUCUUGUUCUUCAUAUCUGCAACAUAACUUCCCCAACCGCCUUGGACGCUUGCUCAUCAUAAGACUCCCUCCAGUUGCUCGUGUUAUCGCCCAAACCUUUCUUCAGGUACUAAAACCGGUUACUAAGAAGAAGCUGAGAGUUGAAGGGAAGAUGUAUCAGAGGGUUCUCUCUGAGUAUCUCCAGACCGUCCCAGCUUAUCUUGGUGGCAGCUGUACUUGCCAGAAAUGCCUGGACACGACUGGCAAUCAGGCCGUGCACCGGUUAGCAAAUGAGAUGAACAAGAGAGUUCUCGAUGGAUACAUGACCACUGGUGAAGAUCAGGGUUCAUUGCUUCUCACGUCUCAGGUUGAUGGUACGCCGAACGGUGAGUGGGACCACCUGCUGAGAACUGCUGUGAUUGGCAUUCUCAUGGCGUGGAUCUUCGUGGCUUUGGCUGUUGGGUUCUAUGAUCCUGAAAGUCGUCCAUUUUAGCCCGUCCUCAAUCUGUGUACUGAGGAUGGAGUGGUUUUUUCCACUCGAUUUUCCAAGUUGUUUGCGCUAGCUGUUUUAUGUGGAAUAAUCAAUAAAUAAUGGAGAUCGAUUUGGUUGUGAUGUGUGUAUAUCUAGGUGUAGGUGUAAGGUGUGCCAUUCUUUCUUCUUUUAGGAUGAAGGAACCAAUGAAAGACGGGAAAGCGCUUUGUAAUGACUAAAAUUGUAGAGCUUGAUAAGACUUGAUGCAGUGGCACAGGCUAUUUUUGAUGUCCAUCUAGCAGGAACUACUUGUGAGGACUAAAAUGCCACAACUAACGAGGGUUUAAGGUCACUUAUAGCUUAUGUAUCUCGUUUAGGGGUGGGCAUUGGUGCGGUUCGAACUGCACCGUAUCGUUUUGAUAUAAAUCGCACAACAUAUUAAUUGGACCGCACCGCAUGAUGGACCGUAAUGUA
Messenger RNA from Linum tenue, 2274 nucleotides. The record is from the annotation of a GenBank genome assembly. Lineage: Eukaryota; Viridiplantae; Streptophyta; Magnoliopsida; Malpighiales; Linaceae.